Messenger RNA from Rhododendron vialii, 1582 nucleotides. RefSeq lists its product as uncharacterized. The transcript is spliced from 3 exons. The coding region runs from base 147 to 1481 and encodes 444 amino acids. The record is from RefSeq and is a predicted model, not a curated record. NCBI's taxonomy places the organism in Eukaryota, Viridiplantae, Streptophyta, Magnoliopsida, Ericales, Ericaceae.
UCUCUCCCUAUGACUUUCCCACUCUUUCACUAUCUCCAAUUUCCCACCCACACAAAAUCAAAAGAAAAGCUCUCUAUCCCUCCCCCAUUUCUCUCUCUCUCUCUCUCUCUCUCUCUCUCUCUCUCUCUCUCUCUCUCCCUCUCUCUAUGAGGACGCUCUGGCCCAACCUGGAUCGAGAGGAUGGACUCGAGACGGUACUCGAAGUCCCCAUUCCGGAAGAAAUGUUUGCUUCUUCUAACAACAGCAACAAAAACAGAUCAUGGCAAAAUAUGAAGUCAUGGGUCAAACCCUCCACCGAUAAAUCACCUCCGCCGUCCAUCUUCGGCGGCAACCGUAUCGCAGAGAUUCAGCUACUUUUGGGUGUCGUCGGAGCUCCCUUGAUACCGCUUCCCAUCUCCUCUGCUCACUCCCUUUGCGGAAACGUCAAAGACCAUGCCAUUGAGGCUUCAACCGCGAAAUACAUUGUGCAGCAGUACAUAGCAGCCACAGGGGGAGAAAGGGCAUUGAACUCUAUAGAUAGCAUGUUCGCAAUGGGGAAGGUGAAGAUGGCGGCAUCAGAGUUUAUUGCAGGGGAGGGUAUGAGUAUGGGUUCUAAUCAUUUGACUACUUCUAAUAACGGAAAGGCAAUGAAAAUCAAGAGCGUAAGAAAUGGGGUCGGAGAGGUAGGAGGGUUCGUGUUGUGGCAGAAAAGGCCGGAGCUAUGGUGUUUGGAGCUGGUGGUUUCUGGUUUCAAAAUUAGUGCCGGUAGUGAUGGUAAGGUGGCUUGGCGGCAGACUCCCUGGCACCAUUCUCACGCUUCUCGCGGCCCGCCCAGACCUCUUCGCCGUUCCCUGCAGGGUCUUGAUCCAAGAUCCACUGCAAAUCUCUUCUCAAAUUCUAUCUGCAUCGGCGAAAAAACAAUCGACAAAGAAGACUGCUUCGUGUUGAAACUCGAAGCAGAAUCCUCAACGCUAAAAGCAAGGAGCAGCAGCAAUGUGGACAUAAUCCGACACACCAUUUGGGGCUACUUCAGCCAAAGAACAGGGCUUUUAACACAACUAGAAGACUCUCACCUCCUCAGAAUCAAAGCCCUUGGAGAGAGUGAGAGUGUCUUUUGGGAGACCACAAUGGAGUCCCACAUCCAGGACUAUAAGACUGUUGAGGGUAUUAACAUUGCACACGCCGGUAGAACAGCCGUAUCGUUGUUUAGGUACGGUGAGAGCACGGAAAGCCAUUCGCGGACGCAGAUGGAAGAGGUUUGGAAAAUUGAAGAAGUGGACUUUAACAUUGUGGGAUUGGCGAUGGAUUGCUUUUUGGCACCGGGUGAUUUAAAGAAAACAGAAGAAAAAGAAGAUCAGGAAGAAGGGUGUGGGGUUGUGAGGGGAAAUGUUGUGUUGCCGUUUAUGGUUCGGGAAGGUUUGUCGAGGCCGGUUGGUGUGUCGAAGGUUGCGGAUUUCGACCUUGAUGAUUUAGAAAACAGCAAAUAUGAUGAAGGAGAAUAAACAGUGGAUCAAGCUAUGUCUAUUUCCGUAUAUAUAGCAAACCAGACAAUAUUUUUCAUGUCCAAUUUAUACUAGUUACUAGUGAACUGCUAAUUAACUAA